AUGGCUUCACAGAGCGUCAACGCAUCCGUUCUACACGGAGCCAAGGACCUGCGCAUUGAAACCCGUGAUCUGCCAGCUCCUGCAGCCGACGAAGUACAGAUUGCCAUCCAGUCCACCGGCCUCUGCGGCUCAGACCUGCACUACUUCAACCAUUACCGAAAUGGAGACAUUAUUGUCCGCGAGCCCUUGACGCUCGGCCACGAGUCGAGCGGCACCGUGGUGGCAGUCGGCUCCGACGUCAAGAGCCUGGCGCCCGGAGACCGAGUCGCUCUCGAAGUCGGUCUGCCCUGCGAGACAUGCGAAUACUGCAAACAAGGCCGAUACAACAUCUGCCGCGGAAUGAAGUUUAGAAGCUCGGCCAAAGCCAACCCCCACGCGCAGGGCACGCUGCAAGAAAAGAUCAACCACCCUGCUCGUUGGUGUCACAAACUCCCGUCCCGGCUCUCUCUAGAUCUAGGCGCAAUCAUUGAGCCACUCUCGGUUGCUAUGCACGCGCGGAACCGUGCCAACCUGCCCGCCGGCUCAACAGUGCUCGUCUUUGGCGCCGGCGCGGUCGGUCUCCUCGCUGCGGCAGUCAGCAAGGCCGACGACGCCGCUGCCGUCAUCAUCGCAGAUAUCCAAAAGGACCGCGUGGACUUUGCCGUCGCGAAUGGCUAUGCGGACGCGGGAUUCGUUGUGCCAAUGGCCCGCCCGCAGUCGAUUGAAGAGAAAUUGGCGUAUGCGCAAGACGUCGCUAGCCAGAUCAAAGAGACCCAAGUCCAUGGCAAGGCUGUUGGCGAAGUCUCUGCCGUCUAUGAGUGCACCGGCGUUGAGACCUGCACGCAGACGUCCAUCUACGCAACCAAACCCGGCGGCAAGGUCAUGAUUAUUGGCAUGGGAAACCCGAUUCUCACGCUGCCCAUGUCGGCAGCCGCACUGCGCGAAGUCGAUCUUGUGGGCGUUUUUCGAUACGCCAAUGUCUAUGAGAGAGCGAUCGAGCUCCUUUCAAAUCGUCCUCGUAAUAUGCCGGACUUGUCUUCGCUUGUCACCCACCGAUUCAAGGGCAUGGAGCACAUUGGCGAUGCAUUCGCGAUGGCGGGCAGAGUCAAGGACGAUGAUGGGCGUCUGGUUCUCAAGGUUGUAGUGGACAUGAAGCAGGAGUAG
This is a messenger RNA of Metarhizium brunneum ARSEF 3297, 1143 nucleotides long. It is a transcript of the gene ladA, whose product is annotated as L-arabinitol 4-dehydrogenase. Gene Ontology annotation, molecular function: zinc ion binding; L-iditol 2-dehydrogenase (NAD+) activity. Gene Ontology annotation, biological process: D-sorbitol catabolic process. The record is from RefSeq and is a predicted model, not a curated record. Lineage: Eukaryota; Fungi; Ascomycota; Sordariomycetes; Hypocreales; Clavicipitaceae.